This is a messenger RNA of Staurois parvus, 351 nucleotides long. The record is from the annotation of a GenBank genome assembly. NCBI's taxonomy places the organism in Eukaryota, Metazoa, Chordata, Amphibia, Anura, Ranidae.
AUGGACUUCACACUGGCAGAUGCCAUCAACCUUGAGUGCAAAGCCAACAGGACCAACACGAAGACUGAGAUGCAGGAGCUCAAUGACAGGUUCUCCAACUUCAUAGACAAGGUCUGCUUCUUGGAGCUGCAGAAUAAAAUCUUGUUGGCCAAAUUGGAGCAGCUGAAGGGCAAGGGUAUCUCCAGGGUGGGGGAUCUGUAUGAAGAGGAGAGGAGGGACCUUUGCAGGCAGGUGGACCUCCUCACCAAUGAGAAAGAACGUGUGGAAGUGGAGAGGAACAACCUGGGUUCCUCCAAAGGCCUAUCGCCGGGAGGAAGGCAGGGUGACACCAUAUAUUACUGCACCAGGUGA